Messenger RNA from Paramecium sonneborni, 830 nucleotides. Lineage: Eukaryota; Ciliophora; Oligohymenophorea; Peniculida; Parameciidae. The record is from the annotation of a GenBank genome assembly.
AUGAAUAAUUAAGAUCUUUCAAAAACAAUUUAAACUAAUUUGUUUUAAGGAUUGAUGAAUAGAGACUAAUGCAUGGAAUUAGCUAAAAAAAUUAUGAAGCUUUAUGAUUCAGAUUAAAAUAAUUUAAUGGAAGUAAAAGAUGCAGGAAACUUGUAAUCUGAUUGCUAUAAAGCAAUAAAUCUUGAUUUUAAUCCUUCUUAAAGUGAUAUCAAAGGAUAUGCAAAAAUUUUCAAUCGUAAAUGAUACUAUUUAACAAUAUAGGAGAUAAUACAGGAAAAAUAUCGGUAAAUGAUAUUGAACUCUUGUGUUUUAAAUAUUUUGGAGGUAAUACUGACUUGACAAAUUAGAAUUUAUAGAAAGGAGAAACUACUAAAGUAAGUCCUAUCUAAGCUGAAGAAAAAGUAGACACUCCUUCCAAAUUAUAAUAUUCAUCAACUUACAGAAGAUGGGGAUCUUAAAAAUCAAUCUAAGGUUCUUAAACUUCUAUAUAACCUAAUCAAUAACAAGCAUCAUAAUCUUGUGUUGUACCUUGUACAACAUAAUAAGAACCUCAAAAGUACAGUAAAUUAGCAGAAUCACGAUUACAGGUUGCUAGAAGAAUUUUUAAAAUGCUAGACUAAGAAAAUAAUGGAUUCAUAACAGAAAAGCAUGUUUCUCCUUUGUUGGUGGAAACAUAUAAAAAUAUGGGAAUGCAAAUUGAACCAACAAGAGAAGAUAUAGAUAUGUGGAUGGAAAUGGCUGAUCAAGAUAGAGAUGGAAAAGUCUACUUGAUUGAUUAUGAAGGCUUAGUCUUAAAAAGUCUAAGAUCAUAAGGUAUAGAAAUAGAUUGA